Molecule: messenger RNA, 549 nt
Organism: Rhizopus microsporus ATCC 52813
Lineage: Eukaryota; Fungi; Mucoromycota; Mucoromycetes; Mucorales; Rhizopodaceae
Exons: 2
Coding region: 1-549 (182 amino acids)
Source: RefSeq, a predicted model, not a curated record
AUGGCUACAGAACCUACUGCCCGCCUGUCGCAAACAUAUAUAGCUGCAUUACGACAUCAGAAGUCAGAGGAGGUCUGCAGCACUCCCAGUAGUCUUCAGGUCGCUGAUGUUGCUUUCUAUGAGCGCUUGUACACUCCUCAACGAAUAUACUUAUCCUCCGCUAAGGAACUUCUGCGCACCAUUCCACUUGCACUGCGAAUUAUCACGGCACAGGGUGACCAAUUAACCCGACCUUUAACUCUUGUUGACAUACAAGAAGUAGCCAAGCGUUGCCCUAGCAAUAGUAGCCCAGGUCUUGAUGGGAUUUCCUAUCAAAUUCUAACAAUCGUAUUCCUUAAUGCAGCUGCCAGAGGUCUUGCUAUACAGCGAUCUAUUGAUCUGAUUAACACAGAAGCCAAAGGGUUUACCCGUCUGAUCAGUGCGCGGCCCUUGCCCUAUAUGAACCGUUUAGUAUCUCCAUAUCAACUGGGAUUUAUGCCCGGCCGUUUUAUUGGCGAAAAUAGUAAGCUUGAUGACCUUAAACGCCAUGGUGUUCCGUCUGCAUCAUGA